Molecule: messenger RNA, 1305 nt
Organism: Candidozyma auris
Lineage: Eukaryota; Fungi; Ascomycota; Pichiomycetes; Serinales; Metschnikowiaceae
Gene: LYS22
Product: Lys22p
Exons: 1
Coding region: 1-1305 (434 amino acids)
Cellular component (GO): mitochondrion
Molecular function (GO): homocitrate synthase activity
Source: RefSeq, a predicted model, not a curated record
AUGUCCAUGCCCAAUCCUUACGGCCCAAACCCGCAUGAUUACCUCUCCAACGUCAACAAGUUCGAAGUCAUUGAGUCGACGUUGCGUGAAGGUGAGCAGUUUGCCAACGCCUUCUUCACCACCGAAAAGAAGAUCGAGAUCGCCAAGGCCCUCGACGACUUUGGUGUCGACUACAUCGAAUUGACGUCUCCUGUUGCCUCCGAGCAGUCGAGAAGAGACUGUGAGGCGAUUUGCAAGUUGGGGUUGAAGGCGAAGAUCUUGACCCACAUUCGUUGUCACAUGGACGAUGCUCGUGUUGCCGUUGAAACCGGUGUAGACGGUGUCGAUGUGGUGAUUGGCACGUCGCAGUUCUUGAGAAAGUACUCGCACGGCAAGGACAUGAACUACAUUGCUCAGAGCGCCAUUGAGGUGAUUGAGUUUGUCAAGUCCAAGGGCAUUGAGAUCCGUUUCUCGUCUGAGGACUCCUUCAGAUCCGACAUUGUGGAUCUUUUGAACAUCUACAAGACUGUCGACAAGAUCGGCGUCAACAGAGUUGGUAUUGCUGAUACUGUUGGCUGUGCCAAUCCCAGACAGGUGUAUGAGCUUGUCAAGACGUUGAAGUCGGUUGUGUCUUGCGACAUUGAGUGUCACUUCCACAACGACACGGGUUGUGCCAUUGCCAACGCCUACACUGCUUUGGAGGCCGGUGCCAAGUUGAUUGACGUUUCCGUUUUGGGCAUUGGCGAGAGAAACGGUAUCACUCCUCUUGGUGCUCUCAUGGCUCGUAUGAUCACCGCCGACAGAGACUAUGUGCUCGGCAAGUACAAGUUGCACAAGCUCAGAGACUUGGAGAAUUUGGUUGCUGACGCUGUGCAGGUGAAUAUCCCAUUCAACAACCCUAUCACUGGUUUCUGUGCUUUCACCCAUAAGGCUGGUAUCCACGCCAAGGCCAUUUUGGCUAACCCUUCCACGUACGAGAUUUUGAACCCUUCGGAUUUCGGUCUCACCAGAUACAUCCACUUUGCCAACAGAUUGACGGGAUGGAACGCCAUUAAGCUGAGAGUCGAUCAGUUGAACUUGCACUUGACCGACGACCAGUGCAAGGAAGUCACCCACAAGAUCAAAUUGUUGGGUGACGUGAGACAGUUGAACAUCGACGAUGUGGACUCCAUUAUCAAGGACUUCCACGCUGAAUUGGGCACGCCGCAGUUGAAGCCUUCUACCAACGGCCAGGCGGUUCCCGAUGUGGAAGCUGACGGUGCUGCUGCUGCCGAUGCUGCCGAUGCUGCCGAGCAGCCAGCUGCAAAGAAACAGAAAUCGGAGUAA